Parascedosporium putredinis is the source of this 2682-nucleotide messenger RNA. Lineage: Eukaryota; Fungi; Ascomycota; Sordariomycetes; Microascales; Microascaceae. The record is from the annotation of a GenBank genome assembly.
AUGGCUUCCCGCCACCUCACCUUUUGCCUGAUAGCUCUGGUCCUGGGCCCGUGGCUCUCAAUGGCCAUGGGCCCGGGUUACAUGCAGCAGCUGCGCCAAGAGACUGUUCGCAUGUUCCGACACGGCUUCGAUAACUACAUGGAACAUGCCUUCCCCGAAGAUGAACUGCGACCAGUCACUUGCGCCCCACUCACCCGCGAUCGAGAGAACCCCGCCAACAUUGGCCUGAACGAUGUCCUGGGGAACUACUCCCUCACCUUGAUCGACAGCCUCUCUACCCUCGCCAUCCUCGCUGGCGGGCCCGAAGAAGAUCCUUAUACCGGCCGACCGGCCCUCGAAGACUUCCAGAGCGGCGUAUCGGAGAUUGUGAAGCUCUACGGCGACGGCCGUCGCGGCUUCUCCGGCCACGGUGCUCGAUCCAAGGGCUUCGACCUAGACAGCAAGGUCCAGGUGUUCGAAACGGUCAUUCGCGGCGUCGGCGGGCUCCUGAGCGCCCACCUCUUCGCCAAUGGCGACCUGCCCAUCCCGGGAUACGAGCCGGCGCCGCCCCCGGCUGGAGCAACCCCAAUCCGCCUCCUUCCGGCCUUUUACACCAACACGGGCAUACCAUACCCCCGCGUGAACCUCCGCGACGGCAUCCCUUUUACCCAAACUCCCCUCAACUACCAAUCCGCUGCGGCCCGGGGCACCUACGGGAGAGACAUCACCGAGACCUGCAGCGCCGGCGCGGGCACGCUCGUUCUCGAAUUCACGGUUCUGAGUAGGCUAUCCGGCGACCCCCGUUUCGAGGAAGUCGCCAAGCGUGCGUUUUGGGCCAUUUGGGAAGAGCGGAGCCCGCUCGAUCUCAUUGGAGGCGGCAUCGACGCCGAGCGCGCCACCUGGAUCAGCACCGCUUCUGGCAUCGGCGCCGGCAUCGACAGCUUCUUCGAGUACGCCAUGAAGGCCCACAUCCUGCUUUCCGGCCUCGACACCCCCAACGAGACCGCCGUGUCCUUUACCCGCCGCAACGAGUACAAGCCCCACUGGCAGAACCCCAACGACGACUUCCACCACCCCAGCUACAUGAACGGCAACUACCAGACCGGCGCCGUCGCCUCCCUCUGGAUCGACAGCCUGAGCGCCUUCUACCCCGGUCUCCUCACCCUCGCCGGCGAGCUCGAGGAAGCCGUCGAGGCCCACCUGCUCUACGCCGCCCUCUGGACCCGCUUCCGCGCCUUGCCCGAGCGGUGGUCCCUCCGCGACGGCCAAGUCGAGUCGAACCUAGGCUGGUGGCCCGGCCGGCCCGAGUUCAUUGAGUCGACCUACCACCUGUACCGAGCUACCCAGGACCCCUGGUACCUCUACGUGGGCGAAAUGGUCCUAAAGGACGUCACCGCCCGGUGCCGCACCGACUGCGGCUGGGCCGGUCUCCAAGACGUCCGCACCGGCGAGAAGUCGGACCGCAUGGAGAGCUUCUUCCUCGGCGAAACGACCAAGUACCUGUACCUCCUCUUCGACCCCGACCACGUACUCAACAAGCUCGACGCCCCCUUUGUCUUCUCCACCGAGGGCCACCCGCUCCUCAUUCCCCGCGAGAAGACGGGCAGCUCCCGCUCCUCCGCCGGGCCAGUCGCCGCCCGCACGGAUCUAUACCACGCCGCCGGCAUCACGGGCCUGCACGCGACACCCAACAUCCACGGCGAGGUGGAACAUCCGGUCCUCAAGAUGCCCGACGAGGGCCUCUUCAUCGCGUCCCUGGACGAUCUCAAGCUGCAAAUGGUCCUCGAGACUGACUCUUACGGCCUGUCCUCCAUCUGGCGCAUCGUUUCCGUCAACAACGUGCCCCUCGGCCGCGACGAGAGCGCCAUCAUCGACGCCGACAUCAUCUCCGACAUGACCGACCCGCUCUUCCACCGCGUGCGCGACCAGUCGGCCGCGGUCAAGGGCGGGCCCAACUCCUUUGUCUCCGCGUACAAGGCCGCCAUGCGCACGGUCAAGGACCGCGUGAGCCUUGUAUUCCCGCGCUUCCAAGCCACCAGGACCCCCGUCCCGGAAGUCGGCAGGGCCUCCGCUGCUGCUGCUGCGGCUGCCGCCGCCGCCGCCUUCCGCGACGACAACGAAGACGAGGACAUGUACGACCUCGGCCUCGACCUAGACGUAGACCUGGACAACCUCGACCUCGUCCACGAAAGCAUCGACUCCUUCUUCGCCGCCACGCCCGUCGGCAAGGGAGCCCAACUGGUCCCGGACGCCCCGCUCGCCAAGUACGUCUCCUCCGCCGAUCCCGAAUCCGAGAUCCACCUGCCCUGGACCUCCAUCUACAUGACCGACCAAGCCUGCGAACCCUUGCCCCUCGACGCCCCGCGCAGCCACCAGGUCAUCGUGGUCCGCCGCGGCGCCUGCACGUUUAGCGAGAAGCUGUCCAGCAUACCAAACUUUUACCCCUCCGCCUCCUCCCUCGCCCUCGUCGUCGUCGUGGAUGACGAAGGGGACCCUAGCGAGGACGGCCUCGUCAGCCCGAACCUCGAGCACAUGCAGUUCACCUCCUCCGGCCUCCCUCGGUAUAACCCCAUCCCUCUCGUCCUCGUGCGCACCCCGCCGGGUGGCUACGAGAAAUUCGCCGAGGCCACCAGCAUCGGUAUCCGUAGGCUGUACCAUGUCCAGUCGAGAGGUACGCGUAUCGCGAACCUACGGGUGCGGUAG